Molecule: messenger RNA, 862 nt
Organism: Hymenoscyphus albidus
Lineage: Eukaryota; Fungi; Ascomycota; Leotiomycetes; Helotiales; Helotiaceae
Source: the annotation of a GenBank genome assembly
AUGGAGACCUUCACGGCUCAGGCUGUGUAUCUUUCAACGACCCUCUAUGUCAUUGACUCCAAAUUGCUUCGGGCCAGUGAAUCGGGAUUCUUCGACCUGGAUAUCGAACUUAUGCCGCCAGGUAUUCAAAGUACUGUAGUACCCACGCAACUCCUAGAUUCCACAAUUCAGUUUUCUGACUGAUUUUCUUGAACAUAGGUAGUAUAAUGGAUGCCCGGACUGCAGCUCUAAACUUCAUCGUUGACCGUAUAGAGAACCAGUUAAAGCUCCUUCGCGAUUCUGAGACUCUCGAGUGUACCCGAGGCGACAAGAGCUGUGACUUUCUGGUCUUCUCGGUUCUGGUCACUGGCCUUGCUAAACAGCGCUUUUGGCCUUUAAGUCGUGUUGCUGCCUUCCAAGGUCCUUUUGAGAUGAUACUUUCAAAACUUGCUUUUGCGAGAGAGGAACUUAAACCAAACAGCUAUUACGAGUACCGGUAUGAAGAGUGUCGUAAGCUGGAGUUGGAGCCGGUUUUUGAAGAGGCGCGUAUGGUGCUUGGAAGGGAGAUAGUUCGGCUGGUUAAAAAGGCUCCCGGUCAUGGGUUUUCGCUCGAGUUAUCUUAGUUGUAGGGCGGGAUCACGAUGGGCGGGGUUGAAGAAUUGGCGAAGGAUUACAAGACUUUGAGCAGCCGUGCAGAAGGCUUGUUACUGAUGGAUGAUAUGUCACAAUCUUGGGGUGGAUUCCUAUUUUGAGGAAUAUCUCAACAUACUUGAAUCAUUCCCAGUAUCGCUGGAUUUAGAGCAACAGAUUCCUGGAGAACUUGGGCUAAACAUACGCUGAUUCUUUAGAAUUGAACUAUUGAAAUAUGACUCAGGAUCCAGUC